This is a messenger RNA of Leishmania braziliensis MHOM/BR/75/M2904, 1401 nucleotides long. RefSeq lists its product as hypothetical. Lineage: Eukaryota; Euglenozoa; Kinetoplastea; Trypanosomatida; Trypanosomatidae. The transcript has a single exon. The record is from RefSeq and is a predicted model, not a curated record. The coding region runs from base 1 to 1401 and encodes 466 amino acids.
AUGGCGGAGGCAAAGGUGGUGAAGGACUUGGCGGAGGUGUGUGCGAGUGGUGGGGAGACCUAUAGCGUAUGGACCACAGCAAAGGCUGUCGUCCAACGCCGCUAUCUCUCCACCAAAGCUCAGGGCACAUUCGAAGGCUGUGUUGAACUGCUUGUUUCCUUGGUAUGUGUGCUUCGGACGUACCUCCGCAUCGAUCUGGCGCAAGAGCUGCUCCGCGAUGUGCUCUUCCAGGCAGUCGAGCACUUCUCCGCAAAGAUGACUACAGGGGCCACAGCGGCUGUUGUGAGUGACAGCAGCGCGCCUCAGUCUUCAUUUGACCUAAUCACCGCUAACUUUCUACAAAGGGUGUUUGACGCGCUGCUUUCCGCCACUACGCGCACCUACACGCUGAGGGGACCGCUGCCGCUCGUCGUAGAGUGGAACAGGGAUGCAGCUGGCGAGGGUGUGGAUGUCUCUGUGGCGCAGUCGAAGUACGCCGCGUCAUGGGCGGAGGAUGUAGUUCUUGAAUUCGCCAUUCGCGCGGCGGACUUUCUUUCACAGCGUCCCCAGAGCGCUGCUGCACUGUCUCGCUGGGCGCAGAAUCUGUUUGUGUCAUACGAGCAGCUUCUCGCUCUGCGCCUGGCUCGCUCGUCAUCGCAGUCCUCCAUGCUGCGCGCCGGCGCCGCUACCCCGGCUAUAGCCCCCUCGCCGUCGGUGCCCAUCUCAACGCUGGCGGCGCAGCUGCUGCACACGAGCACCCUCAGUCCCGCCAGCCGAACUGGGGAAGUAUGCGCGCACAUCACCGGGGCAUCACCGACACCAGUGGUCGCUGCUGUGUACUGGCUCACCCACUUGGCACGUCAGCCAAACGAAGUCAACUGCCUCUUCGCUCAGUACGUGUACCUCGACAUUUUUGGCCGAGGCCUACCGAGACGCCCUGUGACUGCCGCUGCUCAAAGUAGGAAUGCCGCCCCCGCGACGCUGCUGCGUGAGCGCGUGAAUGCAGCGCUGGGGGAGAAGUGCGCGCUGACUCGUCGGGAGGCAAUCUUGAUGGCACGCGCUGCGGUCGAGGCGUACCGGCAGGCUUUUUCGCUUGCGCUGCAGCAGACCUCUUUGGCCAGCUCACGCCAGUUGUCCAGCUCUUCGGAAAAGAACAGAAGCGAGGACGCAACGGUCGAUCCCGAAUACGCACACCUCUAUGGCUGGACGUGGUUCCUCGACUCCCUGACGCUCACACUUGCAUACAGCGGCGCGCGCCGGAACAGCGAGAGCGCGGGCGCGGGUGACGAGGUCGCCGGUGCACUGCAGCGAGAGAAGCAGCAGCGCGUGUGCGCGCUGCUGCUCGGCACGUAUGCUGCCGUGACAGCGGAACUUCCGGAGCUAAACUGGAACAAGGUGGUGGCCGAAUACAUUGGCGCAUAA